AUGUACACCAAAUGCCCAAUUACUAACAAACCAUUAGAAGAACCUAUUGUUAGUGAUUGGAGAGGACAUCUGUAUAGCAAAGAGGCUGUAAUUGGGGAAUUACUCCAAAAGAAGGGCCGGUUCAAAUCCUUGAACGAUGUUAUCGAUAUAAAGAUCCGGCUCGAGAAUGGGAAACUUACCUGUCCACUAUCCGGCAAGGUUGUUGAUUUGCUAGACGAUGAUGUUACACUACAAGAGCUGCAGUUUUCGUAUAUUGUGCCCUGUGGUUGUGCUAUGAACACCAAAGUACUGCGUGAUUUGAAUGCAGUGCGAUGUCCACUGUGCCAUGAACCUUUUGACCAGCAGAAUAUCAUCGACAUUAACGGUAAUGAAGCAGAGCUUCAGAAGAGGAUGGAUACAUUGAUGGAGAAAAGACUCUACCAUAAUUUAAAAGAACGUAAAAGGAAAAAAACUCCAGAGGAUAAAGUAUCCAAGAAACGAAAAGUUUUAUAA
This is a messenger RNA of Pichia kudriavzevii, 492 nucleotides long. RefSeq lists its product as uncharacterized. The coding region runs from base 1 to 492 and encodes 163 amino acids. The record is from RefSeq and is a predicted model, not a curated record. NCBI's taxonomy places the organism in Eukaryota, Fungi, Ascomycota, Pichiomycetes, Pichiales, Pichiaceae. Gene Ontology annotation, biological process: mitotic DNA replication termination; site-specific DNA replication termination at RTS1 barrier. Gene Ontology annotation, cellular component: nucleus. The transcript has a single exon.